AUGCUGUUGAUACUCUUGAGUCGAGUGACUUCAGCCCUAGAAGUGCCUCUUGAUCUGCCCCAGCCCCCCACCAUAACGCUACAGUCCCCGAAGGAUUACAUCUUUGAUCCGCGGGAGAACAUCGUCAUCCACUGUGAGGCCAAGGGGAAGCCAAGUCCCAGCUUCUCCUGGACGAGAAAUGGCACACACUUCGACGUGGAGAAAGACUCCAAAGUCCUGAUCAAGCCCGGCUCAGGGACCCUCGUCAUCGACAUCAGCGGCGAAAAGGCGGAGGCUUACGAGGGAACAUAUCAGUGCACAGCCCAUAAUGAGCACGGCACGGCUGUAUCCAACAACAUCGUCAUCAGACAGUCUAGGUCCCCCCUGUGGUCGAAGGAGAGAAAUGAAGCCAUCACUGUGCAGAUGGGGGUCUCCGUGGUGCUGCAGUGCAGGCCCCCUGCUGGGCUGCCCCCUCCGGUCAUCUUCUGGAUGGAUAACAACUUUCAGAGGCUGCAGCUGGACAAGCGAGUGUCCCAGGCCCUGAAUGGAGAUUUGUACUUUUCCAACGUUCUCCAAGAAGACACCAGGAGCGACUACAUCUGUUACGCCCGCUUCCCCCACACGCAGACGAUCCAGCAGAAACAGCCCAUCUCCGUCACCGUGCUCAACAUGGAUACAAUGAAUGAGACUGUGGCUGCUUUAUACAAUAUCACUGAGUUCUAUAGUGGUGACCCACAGGGGGAGCGUCGUCCAGGGUUCAUGAUGCCUUCUGGCCCCACCAGUACCAAGAUGGUCCUGAGAGGAGAGACCCUGGAGCUGGAGUGCAUCGCCGAGGGCUUGCCCACUCCAGAGAUGUCGUGGCAGAAGGACGGAGGUGAGCUGCCAGACAGCAGGACGUCCUUUCAGAACUUCAUGAAAACACUGAAGAUUUCCGACGUGAAUGAAGCAGACGGAGGCGACUACCACUGUACGGCAGCAAACAACCUGGGCACUGUACACCACAUCAUCAAGGUCACUGUCAAAGCGGCUCCUUUCUGGGUCAGCGCUCCCAGGAACCUGGUCCUCGCCCCGAAUGAGACCGGCAUCCUGACCUGCCGGGUCAGUGGAGAACCCAAACCCAAAAUCAGCUGGUUUGUCAACGGAGUCCCAAUAGAAAAUGCUCCUGAGGACCACACUCGCAAGGUGGAGGACGACACCGUGAUCCUCAGCAAUGUGCAGUCAGGAUCCAGCGCCGUCUACCAGUGUAACGCAUCCAAUGAGUUCGGCUACCUGAUGGCCAACGCUUUUGUCAGUGUUCUCGCUGAAGCACCGAGAGUACUCACUCCCCCCAACCGAGUGUACCAGGUCAUCACCAACAACCCUGCACUACUUCACUGUUCUUCCUUUGGCUCGCCAAUACCAACCAUCACAUGGUUCAAAGACAGUCAGACCAGCAUUAAAAAUGGCGACCCGUAUGUGAUCCAUGAGAACGGCACGCUGGAGAUCCACGUGGCCCAGCCGCUCGACAGCGGGAAGUACACCUGCAUUGCCACCAACAACCUGGGGAUCAAGGAGAACCAUGUGUUCCUGGAGGUUAAAGUGUCAACUCGUAUCCUGAAGCAGCCGGAGUACAAGGUGGUGCAGAGAGGAAAGAGCGCUGUGUUCGAGUGUAAGGUCAAACACGACCCUUCCCUCAUUCCCACCAUGACUUGGCUCAAAGACAACGGAGAACUGCCAGAUGAUGAGAGGUUUGAGGUGGACAUAGACAGUCUGACCGUCAAACAUGUGACUGACGAAGACGAGGGCACCUACACCUGCAUCAUGAACACGACCCUGGACCAGGACUCUGCCAGUGCCAUGCUGACUGUCGUCGAAAAACCCGACGCCCCGACCGACCUGGAACUCACGGACCAGACAGACAGAAGCGUUCAACUCAGCUGGAUCCCUGGAGAUGAGCACAACAGUCCCACACAGAAGUUUCUGAUCCAAUACGAGGAUCUGCUCCACCAGCCGGGACUGUGGAACAACCUGACGGAGGUUGCGGGCACCGGCACAACAGCCCAGUUGAAGCUUUCCCCGUUCGUCUACUACUCUUUUAGGGUGCUGGCUCAGAACCUCGUGGGCCACAGCAACCCCAGCCAGCCGUCGCGCCAAUAUAGGACCAACCCUGCAGCUCCUGAUGAAAAUCCAUCGGAUGUUCAGGGAGUAGGAACAGAGUCUGACAACCUGGUCAUCUCCUGGACACCACUGACUGGUUUCCAGUCCAAUGGGCCUGGUUUGGAGUACAAAGUGCUGUGGAGACAGAAGGACAUGGAUGGGGAGUGGUCGUCGAAGAACGUGGCCAACGUCUCCCGUUUCAUCGUGACGGGAAUCCCAACGUUUGUGCCGUUUGAAAUUAAAGUUCAAGCGAUGAAUGAUUACGGCAGCGGACCUGAGCCCGAACCGUUGAUCGGGUACUCAGGAGAAGACAUGCCGCUGUCUGCUCCUGAGAGCGUGCAGGUCAUGGUUCACAACAGCACGCUAGCAGAAGUGCAUUGGGAGCCUGUGUCUUUCCCUUCAGUAAGAGGGAAACUUCAGGGAUACAAGGUGUACUAUCAGCGCGAGCGCGGCUUGCAUGAGACAGAGAAGACGACGGAUGAGGAGGAGCAGGUUCUGACGUUCAGCGGGAACCGUAGCGAGGGACGUCUGCCCGGCCUGCAGCCGUACAGCCUCUACAUCCUCUUCAUCACGGUCGUCAAUAGCAGAGGGGAGGGGCCUCAGAGUCCAAGCAAGACAUUUGAGACCCCGGAGGGAGUCCCAGGUCCUCCUUCUUCUCUGACAGUCCUGAACCCCAGUCUGGACUCUCUCACCCUGGAGUGGGGCCCACCAAUGAACAAUAACGGACGCCUUGCUGGAUAUACACUGAAGUACCAACCAGUCAACACCACCAAUGAACUGGGACCAGUCAAGAUCGUGACGUUCCUGGCCAAUGAGACCACGAUCACCCUGAGCAGCCUGAACUCCAGCAUGCUCUACAAGUUUUACUUAAGUGCAAAGACAAUCAAAGGCUCUGGCCCCUUCAUCACAGAAGAAGCCUUCACAGUCAUGGACACAGGUAAAGACGACUGGGAAAAGGAGUUGGUAAACAGUUCACACUCUCAUAUGAUAAAAGGUUUAAAGCCCGGGACGUCCUAUAGGGUGCGUGUGGUCGCUAGAGACCCGGCUGACCCGACGGUCCACAGCACAGACGAAGUGUUGGUUACGGUUCCAGCCGUGCCCAGCCGACAGGUCGACAUCGCCACCCAGGGCUGGUUUAUCGGACUCAUGUGUGCUAUCGCCCUCCUCAUCUUGGUCCUCCUCAUUGUGUGCUUCAUCAAGAGGAACAAAGGUGGCAAAUAUCCAGUGAAAGAGAAAGAAGACGCUCACCAAGACCCUGAGAUACAACCUAUGAAGGAGGACGAUGGGACAUUUGGAGAAUACAGUGACACAGAGGACCACAAGCCGCUGAAGGGCAGCCGGACGCCGUCCAAUGGGACGGUGCGCCGUGACGAGAGCGACGACAGCCUGGUGGACUACGGGGAGGGGGGGGACGGACAGUUCAACGAGGACGGCUCCUUCAUCGGCCAAUACAGCGGCAAGAAAGAGAAAGACACGCACGAAGGCAACGAGAGCUCCGAGGCACCUUCGCCCGUCAACGCCAUGAACUCGUUUGUCUAA
This is a messenger RNA of Limanda limanda (common dab), 3654 nucleotides long. RefSeq names its product neuronal cell adhesion molecule a (gene nrcama). The transcript has 26 exons. Bases 1 to 3654 code for a protein of 1217 amino acids. Lineage: Eukaryota; Metazoa; Chordata; Actinopteri; Pleuronectiformes; Pleuronectidae. The record is from RefSeq and is a predicted model, not a curated record. Gene Ontology annotation, molecular function: cell-cell adhesion mediator activity. Gene Ontology annotation, biological process: cell-cell adhesion; brain development.